Molecule: messenger RNA, 5343 nt
Organism: Macrobrachium nipponense
Lineage: Eukaryota; Metazoa; Arthropoda; Malacostraca; Decapoda; Palaemonidae
Exons: 2
Coding region: 1-5343 (1780 amino acids)
Biological process (GO): DNA integration
Molecular function (GO): nucleic acid binding
Source: RefSeq, a predicted model, not a curated record
AUGCAGGAAUCUAGCGAAGUUGCUGGGUCUAUAGUCAGUGAAGAUUGUCUCGAUGAAGUGAUACAAGAGCAAAAAAAAACUUUGAAAAAUGCCCAAACUGCUGCUCUGUCUGCCGUGACCAAAAGGAGAAAUGAGAUCUUUAGACUAAUGGAUAAUUGUGAUAAUCUUCAUCUGGUGAAGUCUGAAGUGAUUAUUUUGUGCAAAUUACGUGAUAAAUAUGAUGAAUGUUUUCAGCAAUAUGAGAAGCAUUUAACAGAUUCCAGUGAACGAAACACAGUAAAUAAGAGGCAUUCAGAAAAUACAGCAUCUAUCGAUCGUUUCAUUACAGAAAUGAAUAAUUGGGUCAAGGAAAGUGAAUUGCAAUUAACUGCAGACCUUGAUAGAAAAAGUCUUUGUUCCUCAUCCACUACCAGGACCAAGUCUAGCAGAACUAGUGUAAGAUCUGCUCGCCUCAAAGAGAAAGCUAGACUAGCAGAAUUGAUGGCUCAACAUGCUAUGAGAGAAAAAACAAAAGUGAUGGAAGAGCAAGAACUCAGACUUAAGCAGGAGAGGGAAGAACAAGAAUUUAGACUUAGAAAAAAGAAAGAACAAUUAGAAUUAGAAACAAAAAUUGCUAUGUCCCAAGCAAGAGAAAGAGUUUAUGCUGAAGCUGGCAAUAUCUCGGAUAUCAUGCCAAAAGAUACUCCUUCCCUGUUGAAUCCAAAUGUAGACCCGUUCCAACCACAACCUUCGGAUAUAACAGUAGAUACUCCGCAGUUGAAAGCGAACGUUCCCUGUAGUUCUAGCCAUUGUCGGUUCCCUGAGCCAAAUCUUGAUAUGCAACUACAGUCCCAACAAGAGAUGCUCCUGAAGACACAGCAACACAUGACUGCAGCAAUGUUGCUUCCAAGCAUAGAAGCAAAGGCAGCAAACGACCCAACAUUCAGCAAGUUUGCUCUUCAAAAUAAUUAUUCAAAGCCUGAAAACAACUCUGGUAGCUUCAAACUCAGAUAUUGUCAACAAAAGAACAAAAGUUCAAGCUUUGCUACCCAGGCAGAACUGAAUCCAGAAAAUAGAAAGAUAUCAUUAGUGUCUGAGAAAGAGAAAUCAUGUCCACUGUGCAAGAAAAACCAUGAUCUUGAUGAUUGUUGGAAUUUUGCUAAGAAGACCUCUGAAGAAAAAAUAGAUUUCCUUAAGGAGAGAAGGUUGUGUUUUGGAUGCUUUGGUCUCAACCAUACCUCUAAAGGAUGUAUGAAAAGGAAGCAAUGUAAGACGUGCUGUAAGAGGCAUCCCACAUCAUUGCAUAUCGAAGGAUUCAAGCUACAUAAAGACAAUGAUAGCUCGUCUAGAAAAGUAGCAAGUGAAAUUAUUGUUAGCACAUGUACUACCAAUCAUGUCAGUGAAGUAAAUACAAUAUUACAGGCUAUUAUCCCAGUAAAAGUAUAUCAGAAAGGAAACACAGUAGUUUUGGACACUUAUGCCUUUUUUGAUAAUGGCAGCACUAGUUGUUUCAUCACAGAGAGUUUACGAGAGCAGAUUGGUGCAUCUGGAACAGAGAAAUGUUUAAAGCUCCAAACCAUGCAUGGCGUAAACAUUGUGAAUACUUUGGCGGUUAAUAAUUUGUGUGUUACAGAUAUGGAAGGAAACAACACUAUUGAUUUGCCAAAAACCUUUACUCGUCAAGAUAUCCCAGUGAGUCAUCAACAGAUACCAAAACCAGAAUUGCUCAAAAAGGUAGCCGGUCUGAGGAAUAUUGCUGAUCUGAUUCCUGAUUAUAGAGCAGAUCUGGAGAUUGGUUUGUUGAUUGGCAGUAAUUGCCCUAAAGCACUGCAACCAUUAGAAGUGCUUCCAGCCAAGGGUCAAGAUUCCUUUGCAGUUCUUUACCACCAUGGAUGGACUGUUAGUGGCCCUUUACAUUUUAGAUACUCUUCAGAGAAGAACAGUAUUUCAUGUCACCAUGUCUUUCUUCAGGAAGUUGAAAGGGUAAAGGAGUGUAUUCAUCCUGCAGCUGUGGUCCAUAUGUUCGAAAGAGACUUUAGUGAGAAAGAUGUUGGUAGAGUUCCUGAUGAGAAGGGUCUGUCACAAGAAGAUCAACAGUUCCUCAAAGAAGUUGCAGAAAACAUUCAGUUUACCAAUGGACACUACCAGCUUCCCUUACCAUUUAGAACCAAUAAAGUUAACUUGGUAAACAAUAGAGAACAGGCAGUGAAACGAGCACAAUGGCAAAGUAGAAAAAUGAAACUAAACCCAAAGUACCAAGAAGAUUAUGUGGAAUUUGUCGAGAAAUUGUUGUCUGAAGGAUAUGCUUAUAAGGUUCCGGAGGAUCAGUCGUAUGAUGAACAGCCUGCAUGGUAUCUACCUCAUCACGGUGUCUACCAUCCAAAGAAGCCAAAUAAGAUUAGAGUAGUCUUUGACUGUAGUGCUAAAUACCAGGGUAGUUCCCUUAAUGACAAUUUGAUGCAAGGUCCUGAUAUGACUAAUUCCCUUGUUGGAGUGCUCAUCAGAUUUCGUCUAGAGAGGGUGGCCUUGAUGGGUGACAUAGAAUCUAUGUUUUACCAAGUGCAGGUACCAAAAGUUCAACAUAAAUACCUUAGAUUCUUAUGGUGGCCUGGUGGUGAACUUGAAAGCGAACUUACAGUGUAUCGAAUGGGUGUUCACAUCUUUGGAGCAGUAUCAUCACCUAGCAUCGCCAAUUACGCUUUGAGGGCAGCAGCUGACCAUGCAAAGGAUAAGUAUGGUCCAGAUGUAGAAUGCACCAUUAAGACUAAUUUUUAUGUGGAUGAUUAUUUAAAGUCUGUACCCUCAGAAGAGCAGGCAUUAAGACUUGUGAAAGACGUUACGUCAGCAUUGAAGGAACGAGGUUUUCGGCUGACAAAGUUUGUGAGUAACAGCAAGCUGGUGUUGAAAUCAAUCCCGCAAGAGGACCGUUCAAAAGAUCUUCAAACUUGUGAUCUUGACUAUGAUGAACUUCAUGCAGAAAGAGUUCUUGGUCUUCAGUGGAAUAUUGAAAAUGACUACUUUACUUUCUCCGCAAGCUUGGACCCAAAACCACUUACAAGGAGAGGUAUUUUGUCAACAGUUUGUUCCCUCUAUGAUCCUCUUGGUUUUGUGGCUCCUUUUCUUUUGCCAGCUAAGAGAAUUCUUUGCGAAGUUUGUCAGGAUAGCAGCUUGGGAUGGGAUGAUGUUAUUCCCGAAAAAUACCAGAAGCCCUGGAGAAGGUGGCUUGAUGAUUUACCAAUCCUGGGUAACUUAAAGAUUCCAAGAUGUGUCAAGCCAAAGGAAUUUGGUACAGUGACUUCCACACAGCUGCACAUGUUUUCAGAUGCUAGUAAUGAAGGCUAUGGUGCUGCAGCAUACAUAAGACUUUCCGAUAGCAGUGGGAGGAUUUCUACUGCUCUGCUGAUGGGAAAGUCUAGAGUGUGUCCUGUAAAGGCUACAACCGUACCCCGACUGGAAUUGACUGCUGCAGUGGUGUCCAUAAAUCUAGCACAACACAUUUUGAAAGAGCUGCAGAUUACAGUGGACCAGACAUUCUAUCACACAGAUUCUACAACAGUUCUUCACUAUAUUUUUAGUGAUAGAAAGAGGUUUCCUAUAUUUGUUGCAAAUAGAGUGAAAAUAAUUAAGGAUUUCUCUGAAAAUACACAGUGGAGAUAUGUUCAGAGUAAAGAGAAUCCUGCUGAUAUUGCAUCAAGAGGUUUCACAAGUCAGCAAAUGCUGAACAGUAACAUUUGGUUUGAUGGCCCAUAUUUUCUUAGAGGACCAGAGGAGCUGUGGAAAAAUGACAUGCCUCAAGAUGAGUUUGAAUUGGAAGGAUCUACAAGUUUUGCAGUACAUCCAGAAGAUGAGGAGGGAAAUGCUGUUGAUAAGUUUCUUAAGUAUUAUUCUUCAUGGCAUCGGUUGAGGAAGGCUGUUGCAGUGUAUCACCGUCUUUUUUUCAUACUGAAAUCUAAGAGACAAACUAAACUUAAUGGUUCAAUUACAGCAGAUGAAUUAGAUGCUGCUGGAAAAGCAGUCAUCAGAUAUAUCCAGAAGAAAACUUUUAGUAAGGAAGUGGCACUCUUACAAAAGAGCGAAGGGUCAAGGGGCCGAGGACUUUGUAGUAGCAGUAGCAUUUAUAAACUAGAUCCCUUCAUUGAUCCGCAAGACAGGCUUCUUCGCGUUAAUGGACGGCUCUCCAAAGCAGAAAUUUCAGCUGACGAAAAGCAUCCAAUGAUAUUACCUAGAAAGAGCCAUAUUACCACUUUGAUUAUUCGUUACACACAUGAAAAAUUAGCUCAUGCUGGACGCAACCAUGUGAUGGCAAAACUUAGAGAACUUUACUGGAUUAUCCGUACCAAUGCAAGUGUCCGUCAGGUUCUACAAAGAUGUGUCAUUUGCAGAAAAAUGAGAAACCCUGUUCUUAACCAGAAGAUGGCUGAUUUACCAUUGGGAAGAGUAAUUCCAGCUGCUCCAUUCACACACACAGGUGUUGACUUCUUUGGGCCACAGGAAGUUAAAGAAGAAAGGCAAAUCAGGAAGAGGUACGGUGUAUUGUUUACUUGCUUGUCUUCAAGAGCAAUUCAUAAAGAGACAGCCAAUUCCUUAGACACAUCGUCCUUCAUAAAUGCUUUAAGAAGGUUUGUUGCUAGAAGAGGAAAUGUAAGGAAGAUUUGGUGUGACAAUGGGACAAACUUUCAUGGAGCCGAGAAGGAGUUGAGGAAGUCACUGCAAGAGAUGAAUGAUGACCAGAUCAGAGCUUUCCUCUCAAAAGAAAGCAUCAGCUGGACCUUCAAUCCCCCUACAGCUAGUCAUAUGGGAGGUGUGUGGGAACGUCAGAUUAGAACUGUGAGAAAGGUCUUGACUCAUCUCUUCAAAGAACAUGCUGGACGACUGGAUGAUGAGAGUUACUGCACUCUUCUCACAGAAGUUGAGGCUAUAGUGAAUGACCGUCCUUUGACCACAGUCAGUGACAGUCCAGAUGACUUACAACCACUCAGUCCAGCACAGCUUCUCACACAGAAAUCAAGUGUUGUGAUGCCACCACCUGGUGUUUUUCAGAAAGGAGAUAUGUAUCUGAGACAGAGGUGGCGAUAUGUUCAAUUCUUGGCUAACUUAUUCUGGACUAGAUGGCGAAGAGAAUAUUUAUCAACAUUACAAGAGAGACAGAAGUGGAACAAGGAAAAGCGGCACAUUCAAGUUGGUGAUAUUGUCCUUGUAAAAGAUGAUAAUCAGUUAAGGAGUAACUGGAUGAUGGGUCGUGUUAUCAGCACUGAAAAGGACAGAACCGGUUUUGUACGAAGUGUAGUUUUGAAGACACAAACAUCAGAGCUCCAUCGACCCAUUCAAAAGCUUGUUCUUCUCCUUGCAGUAGAGGAACAAUGA